Molecule: messenger RNA, 1997 nt
Organism: Rhagoletis zephyria (snowberry fruit fly)
Lineage: Eukaryota; Metazoa; Arthropoda; Insecta; Diptera; Tephritidae
Product: splicing factor U2AF 50 kDa subunit
Biological process (GO): mRNA processing
Cellular component (GO): nucleus
Molecular function (GO): RNA binding
Source: RefSeq, a predicted model, not a curated record
CGCAACUAUUAUAGUUAGCCCUUAAUUUUGAACCGAUACUAUCGAUUUUUCAAAGACAUCGACGUAUUGUUUGCAUCACCAAUCGUUUUAUGUGGAAGACGGCAAUUUUUUUUCGCGAUAAUUUUUGUACAAUAAUUAAUCAAAAAUUGUACUUCAUUGAAAUUAAGAAAAAUCGAGCUUAUUAAAAGCAAAUAAAUAUAAAUUGCAAAACUUCUCAUAAAGCAGCUUACGGUUAUACUAAAAAGCAGAGUAAUGGGCUACCACGACCGUGAUCGUGAUAGAGAUCGAGACCGUGACCGAGACCGGGGGCGCCGUGAGCGACUUCGCUCACGUAGUCGUUCACGGUCGCGACAUCGAGAUCGCUCGAGACAUCGCAUAAGCAGACGCAAGCCUUCACUCUAUUGGGAUGUACCACCGCCAGGAUAUGAACACAUAACGCCUAUGCAGUAUAAAGCUUUGCAAGCUUCUGGUCAAAUACCGGCAAGUGUCGUACCCGAUAUCCCACAGGCUGCGGUGCCUGUAGUUGGUUCAACUAUAACGAGACAAGCUCGCCGUCUGUAUGUGGGCAAUAUUCCCUUCGGUAUAACGGAAGAAGAAAUGAUGGAUUUCUUUAAUCAGCAAAUGCAUUUAAUUGGUUUGGCACAGGCUGACGGCAAUCCAGUGCUGGCGUGCCAGAUAAACUUGGAUAAAAACUUUGCUUUUCUAGAGUUUCGCUCCAUUGACGAGACAACGCAAGCUAUGGCCUUCGACGGCAUAAAUCUUAAAGGUCAAAGUCUUAAAAUUCGGCGGCCGCAUGAUUACCAACCUAUGCCCGGCAUGACGGAUGCACCUAGCAUUAAAACGGCUGCAUCACCUGGCGCAGUAUCGAGUGUAGUACCGGACUCACCACAUAAAAUAUUCAUUGGCGGUCUUCCGAAUUACUUAAGUGAUGAACAGGUUAAAGAGUUACUGCUUUCCUUCGGGCAAUUGCGUGCCUUCAAUUUGGUGAAGGAUGCCGCAACAGGCUUGAGCAAAGGGUAUGCCUUUUGCGAAUAUGUUGACCUGAGCAUCACUGAUCAAGCGAUUGCUGGCUUAAACGGUAUGCAAUUGGGUGACAAGAAAUUGAUAGUACAACGCGCAAGUGUUGGCGCUAAAAAUGCGCAAACUAAUUCCGCUGCUGCGGCACCAGUAACUAUACAGGUGCCUGGCCUUUCAAGUCUUGUAGUCAAUUCUGGGCCACCCACCGAAGUUCUCUGCUUGCUUAAUAUGGUAACACCAGAUGAGCUACGGGACGAAGAGGAAUAUGAAGAUAUUUUGGAGGAUAUCAAGGAGGAAUGCAAUAAGUAUGGCGUUGUCCGUAGUGUUGAGAUACCACGACCCAUUGAGGGCGUUGAUGUGCCCGGUUGUGGUAAAGUAUUCGUUGAAUUCAAUUCAGUUAUGGAUUGUCAGAAGGCACAACAGGCGCUGACUGGACGUAAAUUCAGUGAUCGUGUCGUGGUUACAUCUUACUUUGAUCCGGACAAAUAUCACCGGCGCGAAUUUUGAAUGAAAGUUUAAACAUAUUAAGGGGAUUCACAACUUGUGUCUUAAAGUCUUAAAAAUUGUCAAUGUAAAGUAAUGUUUAAAAUCUUUUAAGAGAUCUGCAGGGUAUAAUAAGAGCCAAUAAGCUUGCCCAUUACCGUAGGCGUGGUCGUUUGGAAAUGAAAUUAAGACGAGAAUUUGGCAUCACCGUUGGCGCUAUCGACGUUUAUCCGAUAUACAUAUACCGACAGAUAGUAACGACAUACAAAUAAUAUUCGUUAUUUUUCGCCCUCAUUGUCUAGAACUAAGCUUAAACGAUUGCAGAUAAUUCAAGUUUAGGAACGAAACGACGAUAAAAGCGGCGACAUAGAAACGACAAACGGAAUUAGGCCAGAAUAUAUCGCACGUUUAAUAAUAUAACGAAGUAUUUCAAUAUUUAAAUUUUGUGGGAAAACGCAAUCAAAGUUUUAUCAUUUCAUACAGUUAGUAUACAAAAA